AUGGGUGUGGACAUUGAGGGCAUGAAUGAAAUUUCGCAGGAGGAUGAGAAUGUUUGCUUGUUUGGACGGGAGGGGUGGGAUCUAUGUGGGGGACAUGGAAAAGCAAGUGGGAGGAGGAAGCCGAAGGCCCCAUCAGGGUGUCUGCGGGAGCCCUGGUGUGUGCGCAGACGAUCUGAUCUGACCCUGACCGAGGUUCCCACCCCCGGUGGAUUCCAGAAGAGCGAGGAGGUUCUUAGCUCGCCAGCAUCAUCCAUCACCCUUAGCCAACACGAGUCUCACCUGUUUACCCAGCUGCCCAUGGCCAAGAUGGAGAACACGUUUGAGGAUGAUGUUGACUCAACCGGAGCCCUGGACAUGAAGGUUUUCAUUGAGGCCGUGAAGAAGGUUCUGAGCAGUGUGCCAGAUGAGAUGCUCCAGAUGCUGUUUCUGAAGGCGGACACAGACUGUAAUGGCACUUUCACCUGGCGGAGGGGGCGGGGGGAGAAGGACCCGCGAGGAUUCUCAGCCCUGCCGGUUGGGGCGGAAGAAACACUGCCCCGGCCUCAGAAGUACAUGGAUUGUAUGAUGUGUGAGUUCCAGAGGAAGGAGCUGAUGAGGACAAGCCAGUACCCCCUGCACUACCUCCCCAUGAAGACCAUCCCCCUGAACCAUGGAUGUGAGAUUGUGAAGGUGCAGAUUUUAAUCCAGUGGUUCAAGAAGAUUGGGCACCUCCUGAUGGUCACCAAGGAUGGGAUCUUGCAGCUCUGGUCUGAGGCCUUCUCACUGAUUAGCUCCUUUAGGGUGAGGGGGGCCCACACGUGGAGCACACAUGGGGUGGUCGGAGAGCCUUUGACUUUGUACCCCGACAGUGGAGAUCACUGCACCAAGGUUUCUGCACAGAAGCUCCUAAAUGAAAAGUCCCCUUUGUAUAGAAGUUACCAGCUGAAGGCUCUCCAUUCCAACUGGUGCCAGCAGGUCAAGUUCACUCCCCAGCUAAACAUGGUGGCCUCCUGUUCAGCCAUUGAGAAGUCCUCUCUGGUGCUGACAUUAUUGCCGUCCAGAGAUCUGGAGAGCCCCCAGGCCGGCAGCACGCGGUGCAAGCACUCCAUGUACACACCCACUGCGCAGAUCCCCACCGCGCAAGAGAUGACGUUCUUAGGCUCCAACGAGGAAACCGAGGCACCCCCCCACCCCGCAGCCUCCACUCAACGGCUGAGGAUGAAGACCAACACUGAAAGCCCUAAGCUGUUCCAAAUACCUUAUGGCGGACAGUCAGGCCUCAAAGAUGCUCAGAGGAGAGGAGGGGAGUUCCAGAGGAAGGUGCUGCUUCAGGCCAGUGAGGAGCUGGAGAAGGUCGUGGCUGGCCAGACCAUUUCCUUGGUUCCUCCCGAGCUUCUCAGUACCUAGAAGGGCCAUGUGGACGGUGUGGCAGACGUCCUGUAUGUGGAUAGCUUCCAGCUCGCUAUCAGUGCUGGCCAGGACUGUAAUGCCAAGGCUUGGAAAGUCUCCGGUGACACCGUUGGGCUGUUUGGCCUGAGUGUCGGGAAAAGGUUGCAGGAUAUUUGGAUGGUUAGUGAUUCUGAGCUGAGAAAAGACUCAAAGGAGGAGGAUGACUCUAGAGUUGCUGCCCAGAAGGCCUUCCAUUCAGAGCCGCAGGAGGAGCGGGCUCUUGCGGAGGCCCUGGAGUACCAGCGGCGGGAGCAGGCGGCACUCAUGGCUCUCGUGAACGGGAAGGCGGCCACAGAGGCUGCGGCUCGGGCUAACCUGCAGAAGAUAACCCAGACGUCCCUGUGGGCUGGAGAGCGCUCCCGGGAAGACUUUGAGAGCCGCUGGUGCAAGUGGGAGUCCAAGGGCAAGCAGGUGAGCAAAAUUGUGGGAGCGCCAUACAAGCCCAAGGACCAGUCACGGAGUCCCGGCCUCCUGUCCGCCAACAUGCAGUACGGCUGGAUGAAGUACCCGAUCUCACCUCAGAUCUACCAAAGCCUGCACUUCAACAACCUGCUGCCCACCCACACGCCUGACCUCGUGUUGCACAGUGUCCUGGAGCAGCAUGGCCAGCGCACCUGCCCGGUGACCCACAACUGCCGGAAGGACCCAGAUGCUGACAGGGAGACUGUGCCCAAUGCCAUGACCAGCUCGCGCACGGCCUCCCCCUCUCCCAGUGACUCCGUCUCCUGGACAGCUUCAGGCUCCGGCUUCCUGGAGUCUGCCUUGCCUACCUCCCUGCACCUCCAGUCCCCCCUCUUGGUCUUGUGCCAGGCACCCAGGUCCAUCGCACAGAGGUUGGGGACCCCCAUGCCCGUUUCCUUGUCCAUCAGGCAGCUCUCAAGACCCCUGAAGACCACCCUUCUGUCAUCUGUGAAGAGCUCCUGCAUCAGGUUCUGGGGUGGCCCACAAUCUCUCCAGGCCUCCAGCAUGGUCACCAGGCCCACGGGGGUCCCGUCUGUCCCUGGCUCACCCCUGCCAGACCCAGAGGAUAUAGACCUCCUUCUAUUGACCUCCUUCUUCACUAGAGGCCUGGAGAAGAAAAUAAAUAUUGGCAGAUAUCAGAGUCCUACGGGCCUGUGGCCCUUUACCCCCUUAGGCUCCCUGGUGCUGUGGCCAGUGGGUCACGCCGCUGGGGUGAGCUGUUUGCUCCCAAGAGCUGGUUCAGCCUUAUGGCUGGAGUGA
Messenger RNA from Suricata suricatta (meerkat), 2649 nucleotides. It is a transcript of the gene EFCAB8, whose product is annotated as EF-hand calcium binding domain 8. Lineage: Eukaryota; Metazoa; Chordata; Mammalia; Carnivora; Herpestidae. The record is from RefSeq and is a predicted model, not a curated record.